This is a messenger RNA of Pelobates fuscus (common spadefoot toad), 690 nucleotides long. RefSeq names its product olfactory protein-like. The coding region runs from base 14 to 562 and encodes 182 amino acids. Gene Ontology annotation, molecular function: small molecule binding. NCBI's taxonomy places the organism in Eukaryota, Metazoa, Chordata, Amphibia, Anura, Pelobatidae. The transcript has 7 exons. The record is from RefSeq and is a predicted model, not a curated record.
GACUCACAGCACAAUGGCCAUUCUGUUCCAGAUCACUGGACUCGUCCUUUUCCUUUACCUCCAGGUCCGGGCUGAUAUCCCUGCCCAGAAGGACUUUAAGGCUGAUAAGUUUUCUGGGCAAUGGUACAGCGUCGGAGCAGGGUCCAACUGCACAGAAUUCCUGAAAAUGAAAGACUCCAUGACACGUCCAAUUAUUUUAUUCGAGAAUGAACCAGACAAAAGCUUAAAGUGCAGCAUCGCAUAUAUGACGCCCAAAGGAUGCCAAGGAAUAACUUUCAACUAUAAAUUUGUUUCCGAAGGCCAUUACACAUACACAGAUCCUCGGGGUAAUACAGCUGUUACUUUUGUUGGGACGGACUACACGUCAUUUGCUUUGGAGUUUGCAGUUACCAUCACAAAGAAGGGACAGAAAAUAAUCAUGGUCAAGUUAUACGGGAGAAAGAAGAGCUUGCCUAAAGACGUACAGGAUCACUUUGAAAAAUUUGUCUUUGGCUUUGGUUUGAACAAAGACCAUUUGGUUUAUUUCCCUGAUGCAGAGGAAUGUGUUCCGGGUACAUUUUAGGAAAGGUCGAGCCAGGAGACACCCCUCGCCCCGUGGCACCCAUUCCAAGCCCUUUCAUGUUUCCUGUUUUAUCUCUGUUGCCUUCCUUGGAUAUUAUAAGAAAAAUAAACCCCCACCAGAAACGCAAA